AUGGACAUUGCCAUCUUCUGGCGUCGGCGGAAUUAUAAUAAUGCCAAGGCAUUUGAGGCAAGAAUCCACAAGCUGCUACCCUAUCUACCUCGUAUGUUUGUUGCUCUUCCCCUUCCACAGGUAAUAUUACUUACUGACAACUCUUCAAAUCCUGGGGUAUUUUAUUUCCUAUCGACGUUGACUCCGUUACAAUAUGCCCUACGCAUUUACCGCAUCUACGUACUUCUCAAGCGGUUUCCUGGUACAAGAACUGAAAUUGGAAGACAGCUUAAAGCCAUGUUGGAUUUUAUUCCCUUCAUCCUAGUUGCUCAUGUAAGUGUCAAUAUUAUCUUUUUCAGCUAA
Prunus armeniaca (apricot) is the source of this 342-nucleotide messenger RNA. Lineage: Eukaryota; Viridiplantae; Streptophyta; Magnoliopsida; Rosales; Rosaceae. The record is from the annotation of a GenBank genome assembly.